Molecule: messenger RNA, 864 nt
Organism: Penicillium samsonianum
Lineage: Eukaryota; Fungi; Ascomycota; Eurotiomycetes; Eurotiales; Aspergillaceae
Exons: 2
Coding region: 1-864 (287 amino acids)
Molecular function (GO): oxidoreductase activity
Source: RefSeq, a predicted model, not a curated record
AUGCAAACCAAAGGCCUCUCAACCCAAGUUCAACAACUCGACGCCAAUGAACUGGAAAGCUCUCAUGACACCAGACAUAUCCAUCAGGUUCAUGAGAUACUUCAGAGCCAAGGACUACUCAAGAUAAACUUGAAAUUCCCUGACGAAUCGAGCACAUAUCUCACACAACUGAUCUCAUCCCUGAACAAGAGCCACAACCAUGGCUUACCCAUCACCCAUAGCUCAACACGAGGCUGGUUCUGGGAUGUACGACCCCAGCCUACGACAACGAUAGCAAAAUCAUCCUCAAAUCCAAACCCUCCAUCAUCCCCACCGGACACUCCCCCAGCACGGUCUGAAACAUCCGAAUCAUUUCCCUGGCACACGGACUGCAGCUACGAAGCAUGUCCACCUAGCUUCUUCGCCCUCCAAGUCCUCCACGCCGAUACCUACGGAGGCGGUACACUCUCCGUAAUGGGGCUAGCCCGCCUCCUGCCGCUGCUCUCCGCCACGGCACGAAAGUAUCUGUCAAGAGCCGAAUACCGCAUUACGGUCCCACCGGAGUUCGUCAAGAGAGAUGAUCAGCGAUCCAUUGUUGGUGGCAUUUUGACCAAUGCCGGUGAUGGGUUGCGUUUCCGUGAAGAUAUCAUUACGCCGCUGACGACUAGCGCGGGCCAGGCGUUCGAGGAGAUGAAAAGUAUGUUGCAGAGCUCUGAGGCCAGAUCGCAGACGAUCUCACUUUCGCCGCAAUUGUUGCCGAGUGGAUCGAUUGUCUUGGUUGGGAAUCGUCAGUGGCUCCAUGCUAGGAACGAGGUGCGGGACCCUAAGAGACAUUUGAGGAGGGUUCGGUGGGAUGCGAGACCAUUUGCGGAGAUUUCACAGUGA